GUAGGUUUUCACAGCUGCGGGAUGCCGCUAAGGUUUUUAUUGUACAUUCCACAGCUCGAUUGCGGCAGACGUGCUGGUGGAGAGGGGAUAUUGCGCGUUUGUUAGCAGGUGUGCGGUUCAUGUGAGCAGGGCCUCUGCAGCACUGGAUGCGUCGUGCGAGUGGGCCGUACCAAGUGACGCCAGGACAUGAGCGCCCAUCCCCAAGGGCGUUAGGCAGAUUGCAGCAGGGUUUUGCACUGACAAGCGGGAUUUAGAUGCGCUUCGAGUCGUGAUACAAGAGUGUGGCACAGUAAUAUGGCUUAGGGAGUGCUGAUGAAGAGGGCUAAGACCACUUGGAAACGGUAGGCGCAGCAGCUGGGUUUUGGUACACUGGAUAGCUGCAACACGUGAAUAUCCUGCAGGCCGCGGAGCAUUCCCAUCGCCGUGAUUUUGAGCACAUCCAUUGCCCCGAUUCGUCUAUCCUGUUGGGCUUUUGAUCAACUUCGUUGAGUAGUCUUCGUCUACUGCUCCCGUCCCGUUUAGCAUUGCGCUCAGAGAAGCAGACCAGCGCACCAGGCUUACUUUGAACUUUUUGCGUACGAAAUUAGGAGACAGAGUUCUUCACACUGGAAAUCUUAUGAUCAAUGAUAUUGCCGCCUGCCCGAGUGGCAUGUCCGCAAGUUUUUUUUUUUUUUUUUUUUUUUUGAUGGUUAGUAACGCAGCUGUUGAAGGAGAGCUUCAUUUUUUUUAUUUUUAUUUUUAUUUUAUUUUUUUGUUGCCUUUGCCUUGUGAAGUCUGUGACUUUGGUGGUGUCAGAACAUGAUGGGAGCAAACUGAAGUCCUUGUCUUUCAGUGCAAUUGCAGCGGCAAGAAGAGUGAAAGUGAGUAGCACACUAUUAGGACUAGGAGGACCACCUGAAAGGUUUUAUGAGCCUUCAUAUUCUUCUCUUCUUUCAUUCACUUCGUUAAACCCUAAUGAGAAAGACUUUGGAAAAGCUUCAAAAUUGAUUCGAGAUCAUGAUUUAAAGUACCUUGCCGUAGCAAAGUAUGUUCUUUUAUCGUAAACUUUGCCUCUGUUUUCCUUAUUUUCCUUGUCCCCCUCAUUUUUAUGAGUGGUAGUAACAUCCAUCGUUUUAUCAGCCCACUGCGAGGAGAAGAGUAGGAAAUGGUUCCAAUAUGAGUUUUAGAUUCAUAGUAUCUUCGCUCAUAGACGAAUUUCCAAUUUUCAAUCCAAAAACUGUGCAAGCCCUUAAAGAGUUUGUUCAUCAUGUGACUAGUAUAGAAUACUUGGAAUCUAGUUCUUGUGGCCCAUCUAGUUGGUCUCUGUUAUCCUUAUUCUCCGUAGCUUGAUCAGGUGAUCAAAACAUAGAGCUUUUUCGUCAGAGCUUGUAGAGCUUUUUAACUUCAACAGCGUAGCGCAGGUGACCUUGAACUCCCAUGCUAUACUUGUCACUCUAGCGGCAGUUUGCGUGGGCAAGUCUUCAUGAACUUUUAACCCUCGAGCACCAAUGGUACCAGUUCGCUUAGUGGUGUAGAUUAGUCUAUGCUUUGAUGGGCAAUGGGCAAGCAUGACAAUUCUUUCAUUUCAACUUCACUUCCUUGCAGUUUUCCUAUUGACUUGACGAAAAAAAAUAAUCCAAUUGUAGUUGGCUUGCAGGUGUAUCCACUCUUUUUGUUAGAAAAGCUGAGGAUGCAAGAAGAUUGUCUUUGGCGGAAUUGAGGAAACAACGUGGUGAUGUUUAGGUCCCUACAUAUCCUGAUAUCUUGCACCAAUUAUCAUUGGAAGAUUUAAUUUGUUCUCAUUAACCUACUCAUCCCAAGUCCGCCUCCUUCCACGAACUAAGAAUUCCUGAGCCAAAGUGAUUCGUCGAAAAGCUGCACGUGUAGGAUUCAAACUUAGGAUGCGGCUACAGUGAAGCCUCGGAGGUUUACGCAGUGGUGGGUAUUCCGAAGCUUGUGACCAAAACUUGUAGGAGGGUGACCGCAGGGAAAGGCUGAAGUAUGUCCGAGAUGACGAGGGAGGAUGAUGGUGAGCAGCCUCACGUGGAGACUAAUUCGAGUCCCGAGAUUGAUUAUUUGAUGAGAUCCUUGGGUGAGGAUGUGAAACUAUCGAACUCGCCACGGCGUCCUGGUCUGAAGAAGCGUGCUGCUAAACCCGCGAAGUCGCCUUCAUCCUUGACAGUGUCUCCUCCUCCGCGUGAUAACUCCACCUUCUUCCAACCUCAGCAGCAGCAGCAGCAGAGUCACCCCAGUCCGCCACCCCAGUUUGAUGUGGCAAUCUUUAUGCCAUCGCCUACCGCACCUUGGAUCAAGUUUCCCCCUCUUUUGCUUUCUCCACAACCCGUCGAUACCCACGGCCUUAAUCUUCCGAACACCACCAUCGGUAAUCCUACACCACACCAGAGUGUACAAUUAACAGCUUCACCUUUUGAUCACUUGUCAACCUCGAAUUCAGACUUGCUGGAACCGUCGCCGGAGUAUCCAUGGUUUCCCGCAUCCCAGGAUGCACAGCCCGCAACGCCAAAUUUCACUCCCUUAGUUCAGCUCUUGAAUCUUUCACCAGUGGCUACUAAAGUUGGAGAGCGCACGUUACCAACCUUGUCAACUUACAGCGAUGGCAUGGUGUCGAUGCCUGCCUCGUCCAGAAUAUCGUCCGAAGCUGUGGGCAACCAGGAUGGUUUUACCGGGCAGGGCAGGUUGCCAUCUCCAACCCCCUCGCUCGUGGGUGACGUCUCCCCAUUGAACAGCCCCCUGACGAGCACUCCAAACUCCCCCUUCGACUCCCCUUUCGACUCCCCUUUCGGCUCUGAGGGUGGCUACUUCAGUGAUGGCGGAACUCUGAUUGACAUUGUUGGCGUUCUCGAGAGUAAUACAAGUAGCGCCAAGAGGAAAACGCCCGACCGCGCCUUGGACGAAAGUGAAGAUAUUCAACCCCUUGAUGAGCCCGACCCCAAAAAGCAAACGACGAAGAAGGAGAAGAAAGGAGCUGUGAAGCUGAACAAGCGAGUGAGAGUACCUCGAUAUGCAAUUCAUACGCGCAGCGAAAUCGACGUGAUGGAGGAUGGCUACAAGUGGCGCAAGUAUGGCCAGAAGGCUGUGAAGGAUAGCCCAUUCCCGAGGAGCUACUACCGUUGCACGAACCAGACGUGUCCAGUAAGGAAGCGGGUGGAGCGAAAGGCGGGCGAUGCAGGGCUCGUGGUAACAACCUACGAGGGCACACAUAGUCACCUCAGCCCUGUCACUGAGGCUGCAACUGUAGCAGCAGCGUCUGCAAAGGGGUCGGAUGGCUUCAAUGCUACACUCUCCGAGGACAGCCGGCCAGCUGCCGCAACCUGCUUCCCCUUCCAACCCGUUCAGGAACGUAACAUGUUUGACCUUACUAUGCAGAUUCAAGCCGGGGAAAUAGAUCUCGAAGCAGCUAAUCGUGACUUAGCCUCUGUCGCGAAAACAUCGAACGAAGAGUCACAGCCCCCUCCAGUUGGAUUGCACACCCAUAACAGCCUGUACAGUGAUUCACACCUCCCCAACGACUCGCACAUUCUAAACCAAGCACAGCUUGAUCCUGACCGAUUGUUGGAGUUGCAAGGUGAAAUUCCAGCGUCCGUGGUUAUUCCCGAUCCCCAGCUUGGAAGGUCCCAGCUAGAAAUGUUUGAUCUGAGCGGUCAGCUCUCAAAUACUGAGAGUUACGUCAGCUUGCUGGGCGACAUCUUACAGAACUCUGGCCCGCUCCACCAUCUGUAACUCCUCUCCCUUUCUCCAACAUUGAAAUUGGCGUUUUUUGUAUUCAUCGUCAUUUCACAAGGUUUAUUAUUUUUGACGUCCGAUGUCCUCAAUUAAUCAAUCAACUGCGCCUAUUGAUCCAACGACGGAAAUCAAUAGUGGUCUGAAACAGAUAUUGAUUAGAUGUAAGGUUUAGGGUUUUCCACCCCUUGCUCAAGAAGGUGGAGAGAACAGUGACAACAUGUUUACCACUUCCUCUCCCAUUUCCCAGUGAUUGCAGUGAUGACAAAUUAAUUCUCCACCUUCCUAGGAGAAGUUUCCAUUAUCUAGGGCCCAUGCUGAGGUAUGCUUCCUGCAGGAGGACCCAACCUCUGGGUUGCAAGAGUGGCAUCCACUUUCAUGAAGGAUAACGUGUAGCAUGGUGUAAAGGUCGAGAACAUUGUCUCCGUCCUUAAAAUCAAAUGAUUGUGAAAUUUAUUUAGCGCAGGAUGUUUUCUAGCUUGGCAAUUGGAGGCUACAUUGAGGAUCUAGGAUUUAGCCUUAGAGUUGCUCCGUCAACAGGAAAUGGCUAAACAUGCGAGAGAGGGAGAGAGAGGUAUUUCAAAAUCUGCUCUUGUAACAAUGUACAGUAUCACAUGUAUUGCACUCAUCAGUUUUGUAAAGGAAAUCAGACUCAUAUUAUUGUCUCUCCUUUCAGGAUUC
Molecule: messenger RNA, 4401 nt
Organism: Physcomitrium patens
Lineage: Eukaryota; Viridiplantae; Streptophyta; Bryopsida; Funariales; Funariaceae
Biological process (GO): regulation of DNA-templated transcription
Molecular function (GO): DNA-binding transcription factor activity; sequence-specific DNA binding
Source: RefSeq, a predicted model, not a curated record